Messenger RNA from Drosophila virilis, 1483 nucleotides. It is a transcript of the gene Edg91, whose product is annotated as Ecdysone-dependent gene 91. The record is from RefSeq and is a predicted model, not a curated record. Lineage: Eukaryota; Metazoa; Arthropoda; Insecta; Diptera; Drosophilidae.
UACAGGACAUAAACUAAUAUAAAAUAAUAUAUACUUUGCUCUACUGUAAAAAGGGUAUUCAAUCUUCUGUUAACUCGGAUGCUUGAUCAGUGAAGCGAUUAUUUUUAUUGGGUUUUUUUUGUGAUCUUGAUCUUCUACAGCGACGGCCGACAAUUGCCUUAACCCUCAAGAAAUGAUGUGUGUACGUAUAUUUUGACAAUCGACUAAAUUAACGCAUUCUGAGGCCUGUUGCCUCGUCAGCAUUGUUUACCGAGGGGUAUUCCGUGAUUUCGUCACUAACUGGUUCUGGUUCGGUUUCCAUUUCGUUGUGGUCCGCUGUUGGUUCUGCAAUUUGCGUAGAAUUACUUGGCAAUGCGUAGCGCGUACUGAGCUUCUUAUGGCCGUUCAUUGGGCAUACAAAUACAGCGGGUAUAUAAACGCAAAGCACUUCACAAUUGCAAUUUAGUUUCGUUACCGAUUCGGUGGCCGACACAUCCACAUACAUUGAUUUCACACUCGGAAUGGCGCGCUUGUGUUGUCUGUUGGCCGUAUUGGCGCUUGUCGGAUAUGGAGUUGCAGCGCCGGCGCCUAUCAAGGGCGAGGGACGCUCGUUUGGAUUGCUCGGCGGUGGCUUUGGCGGCAGCGUUGGACUGAGCGCAGGCGUUGGCAUAAAUACGGGACUCUAUAGUGGUUUCGGCGGUGGUGGCGGCGGUGAUUACUAUACUGGAGGUGGCUCCUACUACCCCGGCAGUGGCUAUUAUCCAGGUGGUGGCUAUCAUCAUGGUGGCGGUCAUGGCUUCGGAGGUGGUUACUACCCAGGCGGCGGUUACAGUGGAUAUGGACACAAGCCUUACUACGGCGGUGGCGGCGGCGGUUACUAUCCAGGCGGUGGUGCCUACAACAAUUACGGUGGAUCAUAUGGAGGCCACUAUAGUCAGUCGCAGUCACAGUAUUCCAAUAAUUAUUAUAAUGGCGGCUAUGGCGGUGGCGGCGGCUUCUUUGGCCGAUAAUCAGAGCAGAAUGUGAUUUUUACGUCUAGUUAGCUUUUACUUUUUGUACUGAAAAUCCAGAUUGUUAAAUACACGAAAUAUACAAAACAUGUGAAGCCUGGAAAGCCCCUACAAAAUCCGGUUUCUCUUGUUGCUACGGAUGCGUUGUCCUUGUCAUCGUUAUAGUUGUUGCUAUUGCUGUAUUGUUGUCUUCUUGAUUUUAAUGAGCUAAACGCGACGUGCAUAAAUUUUAUGGCCAAUGAUGCGAGAUUUAUAUUGUACGUGCCUGACUAAUAUCUCGAGCCGGGGGAGGAACAGAAUGUAAGAUUAUUCAUCGCCUUUAAUGCUAUGCUAUGCAGCAUAAAGGCAAUUUAUGGGACCACUUAAUCUAAGCACAGGUUCGCCUUAGAUAUACAUUUAUAUAUAAUUUUAUUGUUUCUCACAAAGUAAUUGUAAAUGGCUCACGAAAAUAUUUUUAGAAUAAUUGUCGGCUAAAAUAUAAGCUGCCAGUACAA